This is a messenger RNA of Durusdinium trenchii, 537 nucleotides long. The record is from the annotation of a GenBank genome assembly. Lineage: Eukaryota; Dinophyceae; Suessiales; Symbiodiniaceae.
CACGAUUCUGAGAGCUUCAAAGAACCGUUUCGGACAGCAGAGCUAGUUGCCCAGUUCUUCAUGCAGAUUGGAAUAUGAUUGGCAACACGGCUCGAAGCCAUUUGGGAAAUGAUUUGCCUUGGCUCGAGCACGUCAGCUCGAGUGUAAGGAAGAUGGGAGAGCCUCAGGGCUUUUUUUGCUCAUGGCCUCGUCACCGGAACGAUCACUUUCCUUGUGAUUGGUCUUGUUGCCAGCAUGGUAUCCUCCACGUUCUUCAUCAAGGAGACUGCAAACAUUACGAAAGCGGAAAGCAUCAGACUUGGAUUGGUUGUGGUUUGGACUUCGACCUUUUGUAUGUGGCUGAUGUGGGCCUGCGUCUAUAUGCACCAGAUGGUGCCACUGAUGGAGCCACUUCAUGUAUUGAAGUAAGCAGCAACAAAAAUCGCCAGACGAUGGAUGCACAGGGAUAGGCAGAAGUGGACAGGUUGGACUGCACUCGUGUGGUUUCCCGCCAGAGCAACACAAACCAAGUAUUAGAGAUGUUGGAUGAACACCCCC